Didymosphaeria variabile is the source of this 1332-nucleotide messenger RNA. RefSeq lists its product as uncharacterized. The coding region runs from base 1 to 1332 and encodes 443 amino acids. Gene Ontology annotation, biological process: carbohydrate metabolic process. The transcript has 2 exons. Gene Ontology annotation, molecular function: polygalacturonase activity. The record is from RefSeq and is a predicted model, not a curated record. NCBI's taxonomy places the organism in Eukaryota, Fungi, Ascomycota, Dothideomycetes, Pleosporales, Didymosphaeriaceae.
AUGCGUCUUUCUAUCUUUCUGAGCGCCGUCGCGCUGCUCCCUGCUGCUUUUGCUCAGCUCUCGGGCUCUGUCGGACCUACGACUAAGACUUCUGCGAAAAGGGCGACCAAGACUUGUGACGUGACCAAGUACGGCGCCAAAGCGGACAAGACGACUGAUAUCGGGCCACCGCUUGCAUCAGCUUGGGCAGCAUGCCAGAGCGGCGGCAUCGUUAUCAUCCCUGCGGGUGAUUAUGCCAUGAAGACAUGGGUCACGCUGAAAAAUGGUAAAGGAGUUGGCAUCCAGCUUGACGGCAUCAUUUACCGCACCGGCACGGAUGGCGGCAACAUGAUCAUGAUCAGAGACACCACGGACUUUGAGUUCUUUAGCUCGACCGGAAAGGGUGCUAUUCAAGGUAAUGGUUACGAGAUUCACGCCUCGCAAGGACAGUGCAAAGGCGCGCGUCUCCUCCGCACCUACAAAGUCACCAACUUCUCCGUUCACGACAUUGCCCUUGUUGACUCCCCCAUGUACCACUACUCUUUGGACACAUGCACCAACGGCGAAGUCUACAAUAUGGCCAUCCGCGGCGGCGAAUGGGGUUGCCUCGACGGCAUCGACGUCUGGUCCAACAACAUCUGGAUCCACGACGUUAUGGUGACCAAUAAAGAUGAAUGUGUCACCGUCAAGUCGCCUGCCAAGAAUAUCCUUGUCGAGAACAUCUACUGCAACUGGUCUGGUGGCUCCGCUUUUGGCAGCUUGGGUGCCGAUACCGCCAUCUCACAGGUCGUGUAUCGCAACAUCUACACGUGGAAGUCGAACCAGAUGCUCAUGGUGAAGUCGUAUGGUGGCAGCGGGUACGUCGAAGAUGUCGUCCUGGAGAACUUCAUCGGUCACGGAAACGCAUACGCCCUUGACAUCGACCAAUACUGGUCUAGCAUGAGCAAGGUCGACGGCAACGGCGUCCAACUGUCCAACUUCACUAUCAAGAACUGGAAGGGCACUGAGGCGAACGGCGCAUCCCGCGGACCGAUCAAGAUCGCCUGUGCAGACGGCGCACCUUGCACGGAUAUGAAGAUUUCCGACUUUGCCAUGUGGACCGAGACUGGCAGCAAGCAGACGUUGACCUGCCAGUCUGCCUACGGAAGCGGUGCCUGCCUGAAGGCUGGUACGGGCAAGUCCUAUGCUAUGGUUACUAGCACGCAGACUGCGGCCACAGCUGGAUACACGGCUGCGUCCAUGGCGGCGGACUUGAAGUCGGCGUUCGGAACCACUAAGAGCAUUCCGAUUCCUGCUCUGCCAACCAGCUACUACCCGGGUCAGAAGCCCAUCAGUGCGGUCGCUGGAGCCUGA